AGGAAAGCAGGAAGACCUUCAAAGGCCUUAUCCAAAGAGCGAUUGGAAGGGUUGCUACGGCUUAAGAUACCGGUUUCCCGUAUUGCCGAAGACUUACAGGUAUCCCGUCCUACAGUGUAUAAAGCGAUAGCCGAAUACAAUCUACAAGAAACCCGUCACUCUGAUAUUCAGCAUGCUGUCUCUUCUAUCAAGGGGAAUCAUCCCAAUGCCGGCGAGGUUAUGCUGCAAGGUCACCUUAGAGCCCAAGGAAUCAAUGUUCAGCGCAGCAAAAUACGCAAGGCUAUACAUGACUUAGAUCCCUCUGUAACAACAAGGUAGAGGCCAGCAAUUCGGUGACGUGUUUACUCCUUGCCUUAUCCUAAAUAUUUGUGGCACCUUGACGGUAACCACAAAUUAAUUAGAUGGAGGUUUGUGAUACAUCACUGUAUCGAUGGUUUUAGCCGCCUCAUAACGUUCUGCCGCUGCUCAACAAACAAUAAGUCAGAAACUGUUCUUUCUUUCAACGAAGCUAUUCGCAGGUACGGCAGACCACAGCGAGUCCGCAGUGACCAUGGUGGAGAGAAUGUUUUGGUGUGGAGGGAUAUGACGUCGGCUUGGGGAGAGGAUGCAAGGUCUGUUAUUGUCGGGUCCUCGGUAUAUAAUCAGAAGAUAGAACGACAUAACCGAUCAGUUAACGAACACGAGCUAUCAGUUUUCAAGUCCGAAUUUUAUGACCUCGAAAGGGAGGGUGUUCUUGUAUGGGGCGCCGUUUGUAAAAAAAAUUAUUUGGCUUAAUUUUGUCAUUUUUUUCGUUAUUUAUUAAAUAAAGUUUUCUGAUAUGAUAUCAUACGUCAAUGAUUUGAUAUAAUAAAUGUUGAUUUCAAAUCAUGCGUUUAUGAUUUGAUAUAAUAAAUUAUUAUUUAAAAUCAUGCGUUUAUGAUUUGACACAAUAAAUUCUGAUUUCAAAUCAUACCUUUAUGAUUUGAUAUAAUAAAUUAUUUUUUCAAAUCAUACCUUUAAGAUUUGAUAUAAUAAAUAUUGAUUUCAAAUCAUAAGUUUAUGAUUUCAUAUAAUAAGUUCUGAUUUUAAAUCAUAAGUUUAUGAUUUGAUAUAAUAAAUCCUGAUUUCAAAUCAUAAGUAUACGAUUUCAUAUAAUAAAUAUCAUUAUUUGAUAUCAGUAAAACCAUGAUUUAAUUUAAUAAGUAAUAAGUAACCACGUGACUUGGCACGUGGGUUACUAGCGCGGGAAUAAUCGUAAAGAUGGCGACACAACCAGAUCAGCUAUCGAGGUGAAUCGCUUCUGCGGUCUCUAGAGCCGUAGAAAGGGCGGUUGACCAAGCUUUGGCAUCCCUUCCGAGCCUUCCUGGCAAUUCAGGUUUUGUUCCUGCGACACAAGAGGUAUGUAACAUUGAUGUAUCACUGCUAAAGCAUCCCAGUCGCUGCCGGGGUGAUGACCUGUGUGUCGAUGUGAUUAACAAAAAAAUCAUUAUUGAUGUCUUCCAAGCGCCUCAUCUAUUUCUUACAUGUUGCAAUGUAUUUGCCUAGUCCCUAGGCCUCAUUAUUAUGCGCGGCCGAUGCGUUUCGGGUCACGUGGUCCGAGAAAGUUUUUGAGGCCUAGACAAACUCGGAGAAGUGAGACAUUUUGUCUCACUUGGGGCGGAGCUUUUGGAAGCGGGCGAGCUGUCAAUAACUUUUCCGCGAUGAUGAAAGAUGUCCAGCCGCCACGGAGAUUACGGAGCAUUUUUAUUCUAUGUACGUUUUCAUUGUUGAAAGUCCUUUGGCCUUUCGUAUUCAUUUAUUUCAUUAAACUAAUUUGAACUUUAUCUCAUCUCAAAAACUAUUUGUAGGCUAAGCAAAAUAGCGUCGCAAAAAUUUAUUUGAUCAAGAAUCGGAAGGUAAGCUAAAGAAAUAAGUUUAUAUUUAUUCUUCGAUAUGAAAAGCUAUCUUUCGUUUCUCUAUUUUCUCUUGCUCCUAUAAAUUUCUCGCCAUCAUUUCACUUCGAAAUAUUUUAUGUAAUUUAAUUUUGGGAUUUGGAAGCUUAUCAAACUUAUCGGACAGGCUGUUGAAUUUGGUCUCUAAAUUUGGUAGAAUGUCAACAAACUACUGUUUCAAGUCUUGUUAUCAAUAAAGAAAUAUCAUUUUUAAUUAAUGGUUCAUUUGAAAAUAAACUAAAAGAGAAAUUACUUGCACGUUACAGUAGUAUUCUUUCCGAUUCAAAGUAAUAUUUUGUUCUUUAAUAACAGAAACCAGGUUAGUUAUUUUUACAAUAGUGUCAAUAGUGCCGAUCUUGAAGCGAAGGAUAUUCACGCGCAAAGUUAUUUAUAGAUUUUACCGUGUGAACUUUUCAAAAAUGCAAAACUGCUCACGCAUGCGCACUCCGAGAUUGUCUAGGCGUCUCCCGGCCGUUCGCCUCGGAUACGUCACCGAAAUGCAUUGACCGAGAGGGCCUGGAAAGACGCCGUACAGGGACUAGGCAAGCACUGCAUCAUUAGUUAAGGGGAUUGCACGUUAAUCGGAAAGCUAUGACUAUGACAGGUAAAUCAGUUUCUCGCCUUACUUUGUGAAAUAAAAACAAUCAUUCACUGUAUGUUUUUUUAGUAUGGCUACCAAAAGAACAUAAAAAAAGGAAGCAAACACAUCUAAUCUAACUGACAUGGUAUUAACCAUGAGCCGCAUGUGUCACGCAAUGCGCCAGACAAGCGAAAGGUCCAAAAGUCCUCUUUCCCUCGUAAAUAUAGUCAUAGCUUUCCGAUUAACAUGCAACCCCCUUAACUAAUGAUGCAGUGCAACAUGUAAGAAAUAGAUGAGGCGCUUGGAAGACAUCAAUAAUGAUUUCUUUGUUAAUCACAUCGACACACAGGUCAUCACCCCGGCAGCGACUGGGAUGCUUUAGCAGUGAUACAUCAAUGUUACAUACCUCUUGUGUCGCAGGAACAAAACCUGAAUUGCCAGGAAGGCUCGGAAGGGAUGCCAAAGCUUGGUCAACCGCCCUUUCUACGGCUCUAGAGACCGCAGAAGCGAUUCACCUCGAUAGCUGAUCUGGUUGUGUCGCCAUCGUUGCGAUUAUUCCCGCGCUAGUAACCCACGUGCCAAGUCACGCUGUUAAUUAUUACAUUAAAUCUUGGUUUUGCUGAUAUUAUUAUAUGAAAUCGUAUACUUAUGAUUUGAAAUCAGGAUUUAUUAUAUCAAAUCAUAAACUUAUGAUUUAAAAUCAGAACUUGUUAUAUGAAAUCAUAAACUUAUGAUUUGAAAUCAGGAUUUACUAUAUCAAAUCAUAAAUUAAACGAAUGAUUUGAAAUCAGGAUUUAUUAUAUCAAAUCAUAAACUUAUGAUUUGAAAUCAAUAUUUAUGAUAUCAAAUCAUAAACUUAUGAUUUGAAAUCAAUAUUUAUUAUAUCAAAUCUUAAAGGUAUGAUUUGAAAAAAUAAUUUAUUGUAUCAAAUCAUAAAGGUAUGAUUUGAAAUCAGAAUUUAUUAUAUCAAAUCAUAAACGCAUGAUUUUAAAUAAUAAUUUAUUAUAUCAAAUCAUAAACGCAUGAUUUGAAAUCAACAUUUAUUAUAUCAAAUCAUUGACGUAUGAUAUCAUAUCAGAAAACUUUAUUUAAUAAAUAACGAAAAAAAUGACAAAAUUAAGCUAAAUCAUUUUUUUUACAAACGGCGCCCCAUAUUCUUGACCCUCUGAAUGAGACCGACCUAUUUUGUCUUCUCUAUGUCUACCUACCGCGAUUGAACAAGAAUCUCGCGGAGUUUGUUUCUGCUCAUAACAAUCACAAGAUUUCUAAGGAAGGUAGUAACACUCCGGCCCAGAUCUUUUGGACAAAUCUACAUUUAACAGCCUUUGGAGAAGGCCGGGACCCAAAUGAUGCAUGGAUGGGUGUUAACAUCGACGAGCUUGCUUCCACCAAUUUGCCUCAUGUUCAAGUGCCUCCCACAUCAAACCCCUUGCAUGACACAGAGUACGAAGAACUACAACGUCUCGUUGACCUGUUAACCUCGACUUGUGGUAAAGAACUGUACCGUCGGACGGUUGACUUUGUGGGGAGAAAGUUAUCAAUUCAUUGA
Molecule: messenger RNA, 4039 nt
Organism: Porites lobata
Lineage: Eukaryota; Metazoa; Cnidaria; Anthozoa; Scleractinia; Poritidae
Source: the annotation of a GenBank genome assembly